UUGAAUGGAGUGAGUAAUUUAGCUAUCAUCCCAAAAUAGGAACAUAAAAUCGAAUCAUAUAUAGAUUUUAUAUAUUUUUUUCCAUUUAAAGAUGCGUUUCUAUGGUAUAAAAUGGAGAAACUGUUAGACCGAAUUCGCAAUUCACAGCAAGAGAGAAAGAGCAGAUUUGUUCUUCAGGGAAGAAAUGGCUAUCUCAAAAUUCGUAACACUUACUCAUCAAGCCUCACUCAUGGGGAUAUUAUUAUUGGUUUUGCUUUUGACUUCUGGUACAAUAUUCUAUCUAAAGCUCCAUUUUGAUUUCAUAAAUACAAGUUAAUGGUAUUUUUAAGUGUUUUAUGUGAAACGAUUCGCGUCAAUAUUAAAGAUACAAAAAUGUAAUUGAUUAAUCGAAUCUAACGGCCCUGCAAGAAUGAUACCAAUCAAUUGCAUAUUUGCAUCCAUAACAUUGACACGAACCGUUUCCCUUAAAAAAAUAAUAACAAUAAAAUACCAUUAACCUGUGUUUAUAAAAUCAAAAUAGAGAAACUGUACCUGAAGUGAAAAGCAAAACUAAGAAUAACAUUCCCAAGGAGGCUUGAUGAGUAAGUGCUGCAACCUUUGCGGUAGCCAUUUCCUCUCUGAACAACUGUUAGGCAAACAGAAAAGAUGAAUAAUUUGAACAAAGGUUUAUUGCUUUU
Molecule: messenger RNA, 677 nt
Organism: Rubroshorea leprosula
Lineage: Eukaryota; Viridiplantae; Streptophyta; Magnoliopsida; Malvales; Dipterocarpaceae
Source: the annotation of a GenBank genome assembly